CGUCAUGGUAAGGGGUGAGAUCAACUUCACGCUGAACCUCUCCUACGGGGACGCAAUCUUCCUCCAGGACAGCGGGGGAAACAACACCGCGCUGCAGAACGCGUUAUACAUGCAGUACGUGGUCAACGGCAUAAUCCUCCCGAUUCUCUCCGUGUUCGGAGUCUUUGGGAACAUUCUGACAAUGGUCGUACUCUGGCGACGGGAGAUGCAUUCGACUACCAUUUUGUUCCUGCGGGCUCUCGUGUUAACGGAUACCGGAAUCAUUGUAGUAGUCGCGCUAACUUUGACCCCGUUUACUUUGUCUUUCUUUCACCCAGGGCUGUGGUAUUUUAAAGAUGUGAUAUACCCCAAUGUAUUUACCCCAGUGACGUAUAUUGUGAUGGUCAUCCAGCAGUGCAAUGUGUGGAUAACUGUGUCGGUCAGUGUGGAGCGAUAUAUCUCUAUCUAUCAUCCAUUCAAAGCAGCCAAAAUAUGCACAAAGCGAAGGACAUGGAUUAUUCUGUUCGCGAUAUGUGGAAUUUCAAUCAUUUACAACAUUCCAAGAAUUUUUGCGAACAGGUCUAAAUCCCCGUGUUCCCCUACAGACGACAGAGAAUGCUACAUGCUUGUGGAAACUACAUUUGGCAAAACGACAUUUUACAACAAAGUGUACAUGGUAUGGAUGUACGCUGCUUUAAUUUACAUUAUUCCACUGAUUCUUCUAGCGAUCUUAAACUGUUUGAUUAUCAUAAAAUUAAUGCGCAUGCGUGCAAGGAGAAUCGGCACAAAUAUUCAAGAUGACAAUGAGGCAAAUCUUAGUCUCAUUUUGGUUUUAAUCGUGAUAGUCUUCAUUUGUUGCCAGACUCCGGGACUAUUCUCACAGUUUGACUUUCUCUUCGAUCCCAUUGUAUUUAUUCAGUGGAUAGCGUUUGGGAACACUUUGUUUGUGACAAACUCGUCCGUGAACCUCCUGAUCUACAUGGCCGUCGGGCGGCGGUUCCGCAAGGUGUUACUCAAAAUGUUUAAGAAAAUUUUCGGACAAUCUGUAUUCUCGCGCUCAAGGAACUCUGGAUCAAGCUCCGACCACGAGCUUUUGGAGACAUUAAGAUCUACUGUUCAUUACAGAGACUCGGAAAAGACGCAAGUGAACGACAUACACAAACUCGAGAAAAUCAGACUUACUUCUUAAUAUGGUGUGAUCUUUUAUCCGCACAAGCGUCUCGUGAUUGUGACUUACCUGUUUAUCUUAUUAUUAUUGUGAUUCAUUAAUCAGUUGUUUUAUUACGUUAAAUUGUUAAAGGAUGUUUAUAUGUAUAAAGUUUCAUUGACAAAACGGUUCUUUAAGUUGAUAUAGUUAAGUCUUGUCCUUCAAGGUAUGAUAAUGAAAUGAGAAAUUCCUUACAUUAGAAUUUCAAAUUCACUGUUGCAUUAUUUAUAUUUUAAGUAUUUUAGUCUGGGCCGUGUGAUGGCAUUAGUAGGAAUUCUGAAUACAAUUCAUACUUCGAAAUGUAUAAGUUGUUGGCGUAAAUUAAUUUAUUAGAUAUGCUCCAUUCACAGUUCUCUGGGUGCACCUUCACGCGGCAUGAAUUAUGCAAUGGUUUCCCCCGGAUAUUUCAUCACACAUCAGAAACAAAUAUAUGGAAUACCCUCUAGAUAAAAAAAAAAUCAAGUACAUUUGUAUUACUCAUUCGAACACCUCGUUUUAUCACGAAGGACCCGCAGCCAAAUCCGACUAUUUUAAAGUAACUACUGUUCAAUAUUAUCGCAAGGUAGUCUUUAUGUGAUCGCAGGUCUCCAAACAAAAAACGAAAGACCUGUCGCAAGACCGACACCGGUGAUAGCUCUGGUGCUCAUCUUGUUACAACAAUAAGGUAAUGUAUACCAAAAGAAAGUCAUUAAUGCAUGUUUAAUUAGGUAAUUAGUAGUUUUCUUAGAAAUAGAAUCAUUUUUCCCCAUUUUUAGAUAGAUAAUUUUUAUAUAUAGAAUUUUUACACUUCGAAACAAUGCGAUACCCUGAAUAAUUUAAGGAACUGGAUGCAAGCUGACUUUGUGGUUUGAUGCGAUCAUUUUCAAACUUACUACAUUCACUUAUUAAACUAUGAAAUCAACAGUAACAUUUUGACACUCCCAUAUAUAUUUAAUAUCAUUCACUCUUCAUCAUCAAAAGGUAGAAAUAUACGAUAAAGAGGCGACGACCAUCGAUCCUCAUUAAGAAAAUCAUCGAUUUGUUGUUCUGUGUAGCUUGCAGAGAGGUAUUUCAAAAAACGGUGUCAGUAAAGGUGAAGUACGCCGCUCGCCAGGUAUUCAAAGUUUAUGGGGAAAGUCCUUGUAUCGUUUUAUCUGAUAUAUUUAAAUUUGAGGCAUAACCCAUUUUUACCAUUUUAACAUAUACAAAUAUAUGUAUAUAUGUAUAACAUACUUCAAUACUAGGUAAACUUUGUACGCUCUCAGUCUAACAUGUACGGUGUAUUUUAGGAACAAGGAAUGUUUUUAGCACAAUUCAGAUACAGAAGCCCUUAAUCAAAGAUUCCAAAUUAUUGGAAACGAGUCAGUAUAAAAUAUAGACAUACGAUGAUCAAACGCAAAACUAUUUUAUAUCAAAUAUUAUCAAUGCUAGAAAUCUUGAACUUGUCACUACUGCGUAAAACAGAAUUCUGAUAUCAAUUUCAAUUUAUAAGUGUCUUAUAUCUGAAUCAGUGAGGAUAUAAUUUGGGUCCCUAACCCUUUAAAUUUUUAUUCUGAAGAAAGGAUUUGAGACAUUUCUUUUUUAACUUAAUUGCGGGUGCUGAUCAAUUUUUGCCCAAAGAAAGAUUUUUUUCUCCUGAGAUACUAUUAUUUGGAUAACAAU
Magallana angulata is the source of this 2827-nucleotide messenger RNA. RefSeq names its product FMRFamide receptor-like. Bases 5 to 1168 code for a protein of 387 amino acids. Gene Ontology annotation, biological process: G protein-coupled receptor signaling pathway. Gene Ontology annotation, cellular component: membrane. Gene Ontology annotation, molecular function: G protein-coupled receptor activity. The record is from RefSeq and is a predicted model, not a curated record. NCBI's taxonomy places the organism in Eukaryota, Metazoa, Mollusca, Bivalvia, Ostreida, Ostreidae. The transcript has a single exon.